This is a messenger RNA of Caenorhabditis auriculariae, 3990 nucleotides long. The record is from the annotation of a GenBank genome assembly. Lineage: Eukaryota; Metazoa; Nematoda; Chromadorea; Rhabditida; Rhabditidae.
AUGGAGGUGGACUUUGGUUUAACAGAAUAUAUAAAAACUGGAGAGCCGGUUUCAACUCUUCUGAAAGAACUGUACAGCGACUUCAUCGUUCAAGAAAUAUUAGGUAAUCAGUAUUGAAUUUUGGAUACAACCAUCUUUCAGCCGACAAGACUGUCCUCCGCAUAGCUUCUCCAGAAGAAGUAAGAGGUCAACUCACGGUGGUACAAGACGUCAAACCAGAUGAAAGUGUUGAACUUCCGUCGAGCAUUUCCGAAGAAGUUUUGAAAAAUCUCAACGAGCUUGGUGUCAAUGGAGACUUGAAAGAAGUUAUCAUUCCUGUGGAGGUUUAAUGAAAAACUCUUUUUUGGAUGGCUAAGAGGGAGUUCAGGGAUUGGAAAAAGAAAGCCGAAAAGGAGUUCACGCGUUCAUCAGAGCGAGGUUCAGGGGAAAUCUCAACUCUGAAAUGAAAGAAAAUGGGAUCCGUGUGACCGUUUUCAGCAAGAAAGAUUUGUAAGCUUUGUUUAUUUAAAAAUGUUGUUUUUAUCCCCAAUUUUCAGAAAAAGGAAGCGUUGGGAUCCGAAUUUGCCGGAAGAAUGCCAUUUUACGUUGGCAAAGGAGAACAAAGAGACUUCUUACGCCUUGGGAAUCGUUUCGAAAUUCUUAAAGUGAACAAUUUUUUUCGCCAAGCCCCCUUUUAUGAGAAUAAUUUCAGUAUAACUCCAAAUUCUUUCCGAACGCAUGGGAUCAAAGACAAACGCGCUUUCACCGUCCAGAGAGUCAGUUGCAAAAGAUUGGAGAAGGUUGAUUUUUGGAAAACCCUGGCUGAAAACAUGAUAUUCCUGUUUCAGGCGAAACUUCUCGGUUUGAACCCGCGAAUUCGGGAUAUCCUCGUGUACGACGUCAGCUAUCACACGAAUCACGUUCAAAUGGGCGCUCACUGGGGAAAUCGCUUCAACAUCGUUCUGAGGUUCUUGGAUUCCUGUGAAAAUCUGACGUUUUGAAUCAGGAACAUUUCUCUUGACGCCGAAGAAGGACUGAGAAGCAAUUUGGAAUCGUUCGAGAAAAACGGCUUCAUCAACUACUUCGGUAAUUUUUUGAGAAAAAAAAAUUGGAAAGUUUAUUCAUUUUUUGAGGAACCCAGAGAUUUGGUUCUUUCGGGACGAGUACAGCUUCCAUUGGAAAACUGAUUUUGAAACGCGACUGGGAAGGCGCCGUCCGACAGAUUCUCCACAGGGGAUCUUUGCCAGGUUCUUUGUUUUCUCUUUUCUCUUUGAAGUCGCGGUAAAAGUCAUAGUGUCUCAUAGUGUUAACUUUUCUUAAUUUAUCUCGUCCUCGCUAGAUUGUCUUUAAAUAUCCUUGAAAUUCUGAAGCAUCCCUUUUUUUGUGAUCUAAUUUUGAUCGUGUGUGGGUUUUUCUUCAGCUUUCAUAAUUUAUUCAAAUUUGUGUCUUCCGGGCAAUAUCCCAGUAUGGUUCUUUGAAAAAAAUAUUUAAAAAAAUAUUGAAAAAAAUUCUGAAGUAUCUUUUUUUGUUGUCUGCAAAAUUUUUUUCUAAAAAAAUCCGUUUUUUUGAACUUUUUACUCUUGAACUCUGUGCGUAUGAAAAUUCGAAAAAAAGAAGUCAAAAAGAAAAUUUUUUUAAUUCCUGAUUUUUCGAAAUUAGCUCAAAAAAAGUCUCUGGGAUUCGCGUUUUGAAAAAUUCACCUGAUGAUUUUUGAUCGCAGUCUGGGAAAGCAAUUCAGUAAUUGUAUACGAACUUUCAAGUUUUCGGAGUUUUGAAGCACUUCUGGAACGCCUCAAUUGAACAAAAAAAACUUAAUUUGCGUGAUUUGUAUUAGAUUUUGUCGAUUUUCCAGUGUAUUUGACGACAGGAACGGUCGGCGACGCCCUAAAAUGCUGGGAAGAGACCGGCGACGCGAGCCAAGCUUUGAAGAAGCUGAAAGGAGCCCAGGCCUUCGCUUCCAUCGAGGGAGUCGUCUUCAAGUGUCUUGCUCGAGGCGGAACUUGGCAGAAAGUAGAACUCCAUUUUUCCUUGAUUCGAUCGAUAUUCGCUCUUUUCAGUGUAUCACCGAAGCCGUCCCCGUCAAUACGCGGAGUCUCUACGUCCACGCCUAUCAGAGCUUGCUGUGGAAUAGGGUAAUCCUUUCCUCAUAGUUCUUCAAUCCACUUCAAAAAAAUGAGAAUAGGUUCUCCAGGCAUUUUUUGAAAAAAAUAUAAAAAAAUUUUUCACUUCAUUUUAUGUUUGAUUAACAAAAUCCGAGCCGUAUUCACGAUUCUUGCUUUUUUUCGGUAAAUAGAACCAAGAUAGUUAUCAGUUAUAACCUUUCCUUACUAUUAGAGUCAAAUAAAAAAAGAUGAAAAAAAUCCAAGAAAAUCCGGACUUAAAAAAAAGUGUCAUGGCUUUUUAUUUUUUUCGCGAUGUUUACAAGCAAAAAAUCACUGAGUUUUGAAAGAACACAUUUUGAAACCACGACCUUUUUUUGUUUAAAAAUACUUUAUUGAGGCUUUAAAAGGCCAAAGUAGAAGGCGCUUUGCCGUUUUCAGUUUUAUUUCCGGAAAGCUUGUCAAAAAAACUCGAAACGGCAGAAAGAAUACCAAAAAAAGAGCCUGCCGCGAGUGAAUUGUAAAAAAAAAGUAGUUUACCAACUAUUUAGUGUUUUUUUUUUUGACAGAAUAUCAAUCAAGUAUAAUCGGAUUUUAAGUUUUCCAGGCAGCAUCAAGAAGGAUGCUCGAAAGAGGAAUCGCCGUGUCGACUGAAGAUUGCGGCGCCGAUGGAAAACCACUGAGCGAAGGAGCUUCUCAGUUCGAAAUCCACAUCCCGAUCCCCGGAGAAAACGCGUCUUUUGCACAGAAUUAUGGUUCAGAAACCCUUCUUUCCAGAAAAUUGAUCUUUCUAUUUCAAGUUUCAAAAUGGUACGAAGAGAUGAUGGCGGCGGACGGCGUCUCCAACGACAGUUUCACUACUUUGAAAGAGUUUCGCCUCGAAAAAAACUUCCUUCAGUAACUUUUCCGGUUUCCAGUCGCUUCUCUCUUGGCGAAUGCUCUAGACCGUUGUUCGUGCUUCCCGAAGACGUCAAAUUCGAAUUUAUUCGGCACUCCGGUCUUCGCGAUCAUCUCCAGGUCCGGAAGCCCCUCAUGAGUUCUCCUGGACCGUUCAGCUCCUUCAGGACACUAUAAACACUCGUUCAAUCCCGCUGGAACAACGAGUCGGAGACCUUCUGGCCCUGAAGGUCUGCUUCAAUCUGCCUUCUGGCGCCUACGCCACUGUCGCUCUUCGAGAAAUCACCAAGGCUGAUAUGGGAAAGGCCGCCAUGAAGGUUGGUUCGAAGGGGAGAGCACUCUCAAUUGUUCAAAAAAUUGGGGUAUAAUCGAAAGGAUCAAACUCGCGUUCUUCAGAGUCAUCCUAAAAAAAUUAUAAUUCUAAAAAAAUUAUAUAAGUUAUAAUCCAUUGAUCCCAAAAGGGGUCAUUAAAAUAUUAGUGGUCUAGUGACCUCUAUAGUGAACAUUAAGUUUCAUCCAUUGAUCCCAAAAGGGGUCAUUAAAAUAUUAGUGGUCUAGUGACCUCUAUAGUGAACAUUAAGUUUCAACCCCUUAAGUGACUACUAAUUUGACUAUUUUAGUGGCCACUAAAACGUCAAAACCCUAUAGAGCCCACUAAAAAUUUUCCCUGUAUUUUGAUGAACCAUCCGUAAUUGAAAACGAAGACGUGAAUGUUUUUAUUUUCGAAAAAAUAUCCAUUUUCUUAAAAGAAAGUUGGAUGAAAUCUAUACUAACACGUGUAAGGAGUGAAGUGUAGAACAAGUUAAAAUAGGCGGGGUCCGAGAAUCUGCGACGUUUGACCGAAGAGGCAAAGGAAAAGUUGGCCGAAGCUGUCGAUGUUAUCGACGAGGCGGCCGAAACCAAAGAAGAACUCGCCGAUGUCGCCGUCAAAGAGGAAAUGAGCGAGAAAUCAGCUCUGAAAGAGGAAGCCCCCGAAAGUUUCGCCCUAGAAGGUGGCCUUGAGGCCGAACUUUGA